GCAAAUUUUUAUUGAUAUACGGAGCGUAAUCGAACAAAAAAAAACUUAGUAAAUAAAAUAAAAGUGGUAGCGCAAAAAUAUCAAAAGCGUAGAAGUUAAUGUGUUCAUCUGUAUUUGAAUUGCAUUAAAUUAGAAAAACACGAGUAAUUAGAAAAACACGAGUACCUUCAAUCCGGAGUAAAUAAACAAUUAUAAAUGUAACAAAAUCCUACUAAAAUUUGCAGUGUUAACAUUUUCCAAACAAAAUUUUUAAAGAAAAUUAAAAAAUUUUGGGAAUAGUUGUUAUGACUAAGGAAAAUAUAAUCACUACUUUAAUUUAUUAUUAAAUUGAAUACGUACAUGUCGUGAUGUUUUUUUUGGUGAAAUGUCGUUUAGCUUUAAUCACAUUAUUGUUAACGACGCCAGCUAUUUCGUCUUUAGCCAAUAUAAAUACAGAAACAGCGGCAAACCCAAAUAGCUAUCAAAAUGAAGAUUACAUAUCACAAAACUUUGGACUGCAUAAGAAAUGCAAUGAUUCAGUCUUUUCAGAUCAUCGUGUUACAAUAAAAUUUAUGACCAAAGUUGUUCAAAAUGAAUAUAUUGUUGCAUUUAAUAAUUAUUACAAAACCGUGGCAAGAGAAAACUACUUAAAAGCAGCAUUGAACCAUUCUAAAAUAAUCAAUUGGAAAAUUUUACCACGUUCAAAUCCAGCCAGUGAUUACCCCAGUGAUUUCGAUUUAAUUUUAUUGGAAGAGGAUACAAGCUUAUCUGGAUUGGAAGCUUUAAAAUCUCACCCAGCUGUUAAAAGCGUGACACCACAACGCAUGGUACACCGCUCUUUAAAAUAUGUUCCUAUACAAAAAGAUAGCAAUAAAUAUAUUAACGAUUAUGAUAACGAAUCAGGUGAAUCGGACAGUACACGAGAAGAACAGCAGUUUCUAGAAGACGAAAAAUUUCUGUACGAAUUGAUAGAAAAAAUUGCACACGAUGCUGAGAAAAGCGCAGAAUCAAUUAAAAAUCUGCAACGAAAUUUACAUCAAAGCUCAACAACCGAAAGUUCUUCCGGUCCUAUUAACGAAGUUAUUUUAAAUGCGCUCAAUAACUCGGGUAUAGCAAAUCAGACUAGCGAUGAUAUUUUUAAACAUGCUAACAGACGAUUAUUACGGGCCAUUCCAAGACAAAUAACUUCAAUGCUAAAAGCGGAUGUGCUUUGGUCGUUGGGUAUAACCGGCAAAGGUAUUAAAGUGGCUGUUUUUGACACAGGGUUGUCUAAAAAUCACCCACACUUUAAAAAAAUCAAAGAACGUACAAACUGGACCAAUGAAAAAUCACUUGACGACGGUGUUAGUCAUGGAACGUUUGUUGCUGGAGUUAUAGCUAGUUCAAAAGAAUGCCUUGGUUUUGCUCCAGAUGCAGAAUUACACAUAUACAGAGUUUUUACUAAUAACCAAGUAUCAUAUACAUCAUGGUUUUUAGAUGCGUUUAAUUAUGCCAUUUUAAAAAAAAUAAAUAUAUUAAAUUUAAGUAUUGGGGGCCCAGAUUUUUUGGAUCAUCCAUUCGUGGAUAAAGUUCUAGAAUUAACAGCAAAUAAAGUCAUCAUGAUAUCAGCUAUUGGUAAUGAUGGGCCGUUAUAUGGGACUUUAAAUAACCCAGGGGAUCAAAGCGAUGUGAUAGGAGUUGGUGGAAUGAAUUUUGAGGAAAAUAUUGCAAAAUUUAGUUCAAGAGGAAUGACAACUUGGGAAUUACCACUAGGUUAUGGAAGACUAAAACCCGAUAUUGUAACUUAUGGAAGUCAAGUUAAAGGAAGUAAUAUUAGAGGUGGGUGUAGAUCUUUGUCAGGUACUUCAGUUGCUUCGCCAGUUGUCGCAGGAGCAGUCACACUGAUUGCAAGCGGAGUACUUCACAAAAUUGAUAUGAUAAAUCCAUCAUCAAUGAAACAAGCUUUGAUUGAAGGGGCUACAAGAUUAACAGACAAUAACAUGUUUGAACAAGGUCAUGGUAAGCUAAACAUUUUGAAGAGUAUGAAAAUUCUUUCGACAUAUUCUCCGAAAGCUACAUUGAGCCCACCUUAUUUAGACUUCACAGAGGAUUAUAUGUGGCCAUAUAGUACGCAGUCAUUAUACUAUUCAUGUUCACCUGUAAUUGCUAAUGUUACAAUUUUAAAUGGAAUGGGUGUAACAGGGCGUGUUAUUAACAAACCGACAUGGCAUCCCUAUAUUACACAGUAUGGUCAUUUAUUAAACGUCUCAGUAACAUAUUCAGAAUUUUUAUGGCCAUGGUCCGGAUGGAUGGCGGUGCAUAUAGUUGUAAACGAAAAUGGUUUAAAUUUUGAAGGUUUGGCCCAGGGUCACAUAACCCUCACUGUUCAAAGCCAUUCUGGGCCAGACGAAAUUGAAGCACGUAAUAGUACUGUCAGUUUUCCCAUUCGAGUUAAAAUCAUACCAAAACCUCCACGUCACAAAAGAAUUCUUUGGGACCAAUAUCAUAGUUUACGGUACCCUCCAGGUUAUCUGCCGAGAGACAAUUUGAAAAUUAAAUCGGAUCCAUUAGAUUGGAGGGCCGAUCAUAUCCAUACCAAUUUCAAAGACAUGUAUACGCAUUUAAGAAAUGCUGGUUAUUAUAUAGAAGUUCUGGGACAACCGUAUACUUGUUUUAAUGCUUCUAACUACGGAACAUUGUUAAUUGUUGAUCCAGAAGAAGAAUUUUUCGAUGAAGAAAUCACUAAAAUAAAAAAUGACGUUUAUAAUUUAAACCUCAGCAUCAUUGUCUUUGCAGAUUGGUAUAACACGACGGUGAUGAAAAAAAUUAAAUUUUUCGAUGAAAACACAAGGCAGUGGUGGAUGCCAGAUACUGGUGGUUCUAAUAUUCCCGCUUUAAAUGAACUUUUAAGAGAAUUUGGUAUAGCAUUUGGUGAUUUUGUUGGAGAAGGAUACUACGCUUUAGGAGAUCAUAGCAUGUAUUACGCUAGUGGAGCUAACAUAAUACGAUUUCCAAAAACGAAUGGAACUAUUUUAAUAGAGGCAGAAUUGCAUGAUCAAGGUUUAGAGAUAUUAAAAACAAAUGAACAAAGAGCUCGGUAUAAAAUUUCCGUUCCCAUACUAGGUUUGGUUCAACUUGAUCGCGAUUUGUACAAAUUUCAUACUCUUGAAUAUGAACAAAACAAGUUUAAUGAGAACGUCAUCGAUCAACCAGAUCUAGAUCUUGAAGAGCAAGAUGUCAAGAGAAACCCUAUAUUAAAUAAAAGAACCUUGCUAGAAGAUACAAAUAUAAAAGUAGAGAAUAAAACGAAAAAUGAAAAAACCAUAAAAUUUGAUAAUGACGAAAUUAUUAAAAAUUUAGAAAAAUUUGAUGAUUUAGUAAAUGAUUUAGAAGCAAACAAUUUAGAUGCAGGGGCUGGUGAAGAUGAUAGUGGAAAUCUUCAAGGGGAAAAUUAUAAUAACUUACCACCUCAGCAAAAUGAACAGGAAAUGAAUGAUAUUAAUGAUACACAUAAUUUUAAUGAUAUUAAAAACCAAAAUUUCAAGCAUUUUAUCAAAACAGAAAACAAAAAUUUAAAUCAAAGAGAAGGUCGUGUAGCUAUUUUUGGCGAUUCUAACUGUUUGGACUCAACACAUUUAGAAAAACCUUGCUAUUGGCUUUUAGAUGCUUUACUAGAAUUUACGAUGACCAAUCACAUAUCAAGUUUGUUGCAUGAUUUGAACAAAAAUAAUCAUGUAAUAUUACAAUCUGAUGUUGCUACCCCAACAAAACUAUUGCCAGGAAGAAUGUCUGGUAGUAAUUUAAAUCAAUACUCAAAGGUGUUAGAUCCCCGACAUUCUCAACAAAAACGUGUAUUACCCAAAUGUUUGACUCUAAAUUGGGGGCAUCCUAUAUUUUUAAAUUUAACAGCACCCCGAGAUUUGAAAUUGCGAAACGACAUGCUUAUUAAUGAAAAUAUGUUGAACAAUGGCCUUGGUGUUGGUGCGGCUGGUCCACAUCACACAAUUAAUGGUGAAGAUGGCGAAAAUAAUUCCAAUUUAUUAAGAAAAUUAGAAAGUCAAAAAGGUAUUUUAAUGCAAGAGGAUUCUGAUUUGGGUGUUAUGGUAGUUGCAAUGGGAUCAUCAUCGCAAUUUGGUACCGCAAAUGUAGUACAAGGAGGUGGCAUCAACAAUCUCCAAAAUAGAAACAGCAAUCGAGAAAAACAAUCAUCGCAUCGCACUAUAUAUGUUGAUGAAACUAGUUUUUUGGAAAAUAAUAUAAAAAAAGGUGUUCAAAAUGCUUAUAAUUUAAAAGUGAUCAAUAGCAGAAUACAUUCAUCUGAUGAGGAAACCCUUAGUUAUUCAUUAAUUACUUUAGUUUUAUUAACCUUAAUAGUAUUUAUUAUUUUUAUCAAUUGGUUUAAACGAAGAAGAAUAUUAAAUUUGGGAUCUAGUGGAAACACUCAAAAUUGUGGUAGUAACACUGGCACAUCAAAUAACCACCGUAAUAGUCGUUCACGUCGAUACUCAUCAUUAAGAUCAUUGUGGUUUUAAAUUUAAAUAUACGGUAUUAUUUUUUUUGAAAAAAAAAGAAGUGCAAGAAUAACUAAUAAUAAACAUUAUAUUGGGUUUUAAGAAAUUUGUGCUAUAAUCAGAUGUCAAAGAUUUUAAUUCUGGAUUUUGUUUUCUUUUUAAAAGUAAAGGCGUUUUUAAGAAAAUGUCAUUUAAAAUUUCAUUGUAAUUAAAUAAUCAUAUUGUGAACAAUGUUAUUUAUUGGUUUUUUAUAAUAUAAAGAAGUUUAAUGAAAUUUUAGUUACAAAAACAUAUCAAGUCAAGAAA
Molecule: messenger RNA, 4775 nt
Organism: Condylostylus longicornis
Lineage: Eukaryota; Metazoa; Arthropoda; Insecta; Diptera; Dolichopodidae
Gene: S1P
Product: membrane-bound transcription factor site-1 protease
Exons: 6
Coding region: 348-4490 (1380 amino acids)
Biological process (GO): proteolysis
Cellular component (GO): Golgi apparatus
Molecular function (GO): serine-type endopeptidase activity
Source: RefSeq, a predicted model, not a curated record